UAUGCCGCGGUUGGCUUUUGGCAAUGCCGCGUUGGCAAAGCCAAUGCAAUGUAGACGUGGCCGUUGGCAUAUGCCGCUGAGCCAAUGGUUUGCCAACGAAAAUCGCUCUAGUGUCGGUCUCCAUCAAAGGAAGCCGGUGAGAGCCGGUAGUGGGGACGAGCCAACCGUUGGCUUCACGCGGCAUGCACGUGGUUCAGUUGUGGCUGAGACAGUGCCGAGUACAGUCAUGGAGUGGACGAACGAUAAAGUGUGUCAACUUAUUGAGCUCUACCGUGAUAAACCUGUUCUGUGGGACUGUCGCUUGAAAGGGUACAAAGACAGAAACAAGAAACAAGAUGCUCUUCAAGAAAUAGCAGAUGUUUUUGGUGUUGACAAAGCAGUAGUGGAAAAGAAAAUUAAAAACCUAGUGUGCCAUUUUUUACGUGAAAUAAAAAAGGAGAGAGACUCAAGUAAGUCUGGUGCGGGAAAUUCUGAUGUGUACAAGAGUAAAUGGUUUUGCUAUAACAACAUGCUAUUUCUCCAGGAUCGAAAUACACCUAACGAAACGACGGACACAAUCACGCAGGACGAGCAUACAAAUAAAGAUGGAGAUACUGCAAACCAAUCGCAAACUGUCAACCAGGACCAAGUUGCUGGACCAAGUGGAGAAACGCCUCGAAAACGUGUAAGUUUGCCAAAGGAACAGUCUGAUCGGCCAGGCGGAGGCCCACAAAAGAAAAAAAAAGACUACAGCUACAGAAGAAGCUCUGUCAAUUAUGAGAAGUAUCCAAGGUCGGCAUAAAGGUAUGGAUCAGUUCAAAUCUUUUGGAGAGCAAGUAGGACUGCGUAUUAAAGACCUCCCAUCAUCAAAUGCUCAGAAAAUUGCAAA
This is a messenger RNA of Homalodisca vitripennis (glassy-winged sharpshooter), 868 nucleotides long. RefSeq lists its product as uncharacterized. The record is from RefSeq and is a predicted model, not a curated record. NCBI's taxonomy places the organism in Eukaryota, Metazoa, Arthropoda, Insecta, Hemiptera, Cicadellidae. The coding region runs from base 2 to 781 and encodes 259 amino acids. The transcript is spliced from 2 exons.